Molecule: messenger RNA, 1299 nt
Organism: Pygocentrus nattereri (red-bellied piranha)
Lineage: Eukaryota; Metazoa; Chordata; Actinopteri; Characiformes; Serrasalmidae
Product: dehydrogenase/reductase (SDR family) member 1
Exons: 9
Coding region: 153-1082 (309 amino acids)
Source: RefSeq, a predicted model, not a curated record
UGCAAGUCACGUUCCUAUCAAAUAAAUUACGUAAGUGGGGACGUUUGUUGAUCUUCCUUAGCAGCGGAGCUGUAGGCUGUCAGACUGCGAGCAGCAGCAGGAGGAUUCAGAGCCGAGCUGAGAUCUCAACAGUUUCGCGAGGAGCUCAGAAGAUGGCGCUCUCUGGCUGGGUGUGUGUGGUGACUGGUGCUUCACGAGGAAUUGGAAGAGGUAUUGCAUUACAGCUGUCUGAAGCGGGCGCUACUGUCUACAUCACUGGCAGACAGAUGAAGACCCUACAGCAGACUGCAGCUGAGGUCAAUGAGAGAGGUGGCCAGUGUUUGGCGGUGGUCUGCGACUCAUCAAAAGAAGAUGACAUAAAGGAGCUGUUUGAAAGAGUUCAGCGUGAACAAAAUGGAAGACUGGACAUCCUUGUGAACAACGCUUAUGCUGGAGUGCAGGCAAUUUUUGACAACAUGGAAAAGAAAUUCUGGGAAAUGGAUCCUAAAAUCUGGGAUGACAUCAAUAACACUGGUCUCAGGGGGCACUACUUCUGCAGUGUGUAUGCUGCCCGCAUGAUGGUAGCACAAGGAAAUGGCCUAAUAGUUACUAUAUCGUCCAUGGGAGGCUUAAGGUAUCUCUUCAACGUGCCCUAUGGUGUUGGCAAAGCUGCAUGUGACAGACUAGCUGCAGAUACUGCAGUAGAGCUGAAGAGCAGAGGGGUGGCGUCUGUAAGCCUCUGGCCAGGGGCCGUACAGACUGAGCUAGUUUCCCAGCAUAUAAUUGAGAACCAAACUUCGGGCAUUGACCCAAAGUGGAAGAAAGCAUUCCGUAGUGGUGAGACAACAGAACUGAGUGGAAAAUGCAUUGUUGAACUGGCCAAAGACAAAAGUCUGAUGUCACUGACUGGGAAAGUGUUGUUUACGUGUGAUCUUGCACGGCGCUACGGAUUCCAAGAUGUUGAUGGUCGCAGCGUAGUGGAUUACACCUCUUUGAAAUUCCUCCUCACACAGGUGCCUUAUCUGUCCUGGCUCUCUGUAAUCACCCCCUCAUUUCUCAGAAUGCCUCGGUUCAUGCUCAGCUUGGCUGCCAGCAAGUUCUGAUGUGCACAGAGGGGCUAUUUUUUUAUUGGUUGUUAGAACAUCUGAAGGAAAAUGCUUUAUUCUACAUGUCAAUACCAUUUAAAUAAUCAUACUGCAAAUUAACAUUGUGCUGUGAGUAGCUAUGGACUGUCAAAUCACCAACUCUAUGACACAUGUCAAAAUUACUGAGCUUGAAUUCCUGUAUCCAAAGAAAUAAAGAUUCAGUUCCCGCCUAUUA